AUGGAAGGAGACCCUCAGCCCUCCGAGGAGACCAUCGCCCUCGAGGCACCCGCAGACGGCGUCUUUGUGCCGCCCUCCAUCGACGAGCCCGCCCUCCUCGCCGGCGACACAUACACAUACUACUGCCCCGUCCCGCCCAGCCUGCUGGCCCCCUCCUCCUCCUCCUCCACCUCAUCAUCGCCGCCGUCGCAGUCCACGUCACAACAACAGCAACCAGCCGACGACACCAACCCGGCCCCCGCCCCCGCCGCCGGCGGCCCGCCCUGCGUCCUCGGCGUCGACGAGGCCGGCCGCGGGCCCGUCCUAGGCCCCAUGGUCUACGGCGUCUUCUACCUGCCCGCCCCGCUGUCCGACCCCCUCCUGCGGACGGCGCACCACUUCGACGACUCCAAGGUCCUCACGCCCGCCGUCCGCUCCGCGCUGAUGCAGGCCCUCUGCGACCCCGGGUCGGACCUGCACUCCUCCUGCGGCUGGGCCGUCUCGGCCCUGUCGGCCCGCGACAUCGGCGCCGGCAUGCUGCGCGGCACCGGCGGCACCGGCGCCGCGACCUACAACCUCAACGCCCAGGCCUUCGACGCCACCGUCGCCCUGAUCCGCGGCGUCAUGGCCCGCGGCGUCAACGUCCGCGAGAUCUACGUCGACACCGUCGGGCCCCCGAAGCCCUACCAGGCCCGCCUCGAGCGCGUCUUCCCCACGGCCCGCAUCACCGUCGCCUCCAAGGCCGACAGCCUGUACCCGUGCGUCAGCGCCGCGAGCGUCUGCGCCAAGGUCACGAGGGACGUCGCCCUCGAGGUGCAGUACGGCAUCCAUGCGCGGGCCGCCGUUGCGACGAAGGCGGAUGGCGAGGGGGCGAUGGAUGUCGACGACGACGGGGGCGGCAAGGCGGAGGAGGAGGAAGUGGCGGAAGAGGGCUGGGGCUCCGGGUACCCCUCCGACGCGAGGUGCACCGCCUGGCUCAGGAGGAAUAUGCACCCCGUCUUUGGCUGGGGCCCCGAGUGCCGAUUCAGCUGGGGCACGGUCAAGGACAUGCUCGAGUCAAACAAGGGCAACGCCGUCAGGGUGGAGUGGCCUGUCGACGACGACGGCGAGAGCACCAAGAUGACCGACUUCUUCGUCUCCGAUGGCGACCGCGACAAGGACUCGGACGAGCUAGGGGCCUGGUUCGGCACCCCUGUCGGGCUCGAGGCCUUCUAG
Messenger RNA from Thyridium curvatum, 1194 nucleotides. RefSeq lists its product as uncharacterized. The record is from RefSeq and is a predicted model, not a curated record. Lineage: Eukaryota; Fungi; Ascomycota; Sordariomycetes; Thyridiales; Thyridiaceae. The transcript has a single exon. Gene Ontology annotation, biological process: mismatch repair; DNA replication, removal of RNA primer. Gene Ontology annotation, molecular function: RNA binding; RNA-DNA hybrid ribonuclease activity. Gene Ontology annotation, cellular component: ribonuclease H2 complex. The coding region runs from base 1 to 1194 and encodes 397 amino acids.